CCCUCAUUCCAAAAAACAUAACAAAGAUUUCUACAAGAUCUAAUAGUUAAGUUUGAAGGUCUAACAUGGCUUCUUUCAAGAAUUUUCUCUUUGUUUUCUUCAUUGCUUUGGCAUUUUCAGGCAUAGAUAUGGGAGUAGCUGCUCGCAAUCUUCUUCAAAUGCCACCUUUGCCGUCAGUGCCAACUCUGCCAAAGCCUGCAUUGCCACCAUUGCCAAGUAUUCCAACUCUUCCACAGCCUACAUUGCCAACUUUGCCAACCACCCAACCUUCUCUGCCUAAACCAACACUCCCUCCACUUCCUAGUUUGCCCAGCAUGCCUACUCUUCUGAAGGCCACUUUGCCUCCAUUGUCAAGCAUGCCUUCAAUACCCACUAUCCCAACUGCGAUUCCCUCUAUUCCUUUCCUCUCCCCGCCCCCAGCUGGGAACUAAACAUCCUUGAUUUGAUUAUGUUCUUUACUUCAUGUACGUUUAUAAGAGAGGCUACAUUCCACACAGAGGAUGUAGAGUGUGUAUUUGUCUUUUGUUUUUCUUUGAUUUCAUCUGUAGUCGGAGUAUCUCUCCGGAGUUAUUUGGGACACGUAUGGCUUGUUUUUUCAUUUAUUCAGAUGACAUUUUUUUUUUUCGCAUAGUUCAUUUCAUCUAUUUAUUUAAUAAUAUGGUUUUCUUUCUAUUA
Messenger RNA from Ricinus communis (castor bean), 675 nucleotides. Its product is annotated as protein PELPK1. The coding region runs from base 66 to 431 and encodes 121 amino acids. The transcript has a single exon. Lineage: Eukaryota; Viridiplantae; Streptophyta; Magnoliopsida; Malpighiales; Euphorbiaceae. The record is from RefSeq and is a predicted model, not a curated record.